Messenger RNA from Clupea harengus (Atlantic herring), 2319 nucleotides. It is a transcript of the gene hmgcl, whose product is annotated as 3-hydroxy-3-methylglutaryl-CoA lyase. Gene Ontology annotation, molecular function: hydroxymethylglutaryl-CoA lyase activity. Lineage: Eukaryota; Metazoa; Chordata; Actinopteri; Clupeiformes; Clupeidae. The record is from RefSeq and is a predicted model, not a curated record. Gene Ontology annotation, biological process: ketone body biosynthetic process; L-leucine catabolic process.
AUAGUAAAAACAAGAAUUUCUUAUCUGUAGACGGGCGCUGGCACUUUCAUUACCGACACGGUUUUUGCAGUUGCUGGACAUGGCGACUCUUAUGAGAUUUGUCAACCAUUCCUUCUGUUCCAGAAUGGGGCACCGCUCCAUUGCACUGAGUUGUAACUCAUCUGUAGCAAGAGCCGUGAGUUUUGGUGCUGCUGCAGGGAAACCGCUGCCUGCCAAGGUGAAGAUUGUGGAAGUGGGGCCCAGAGAUGGUCUUCAGAAUGAACAGACCAUUGUCCCUGCUGAGGUGAAAAUCCGACUGAUUGACAUGCUGUCAGAGGCAGGGCUUCCUGUCAUCGAAGCCACAAGCUUUGUCUCUCCCAAGUGGGUUCCACAGAUGGCAGAUCAAGUGGAAGUCAUGCAGGGCAUUCACAAAAAGCCCGGAGUGAACUAUCCGGUCCUAACUCCUAAUCUAAAGGGCUUCCAAGCUGCUGUGAAAGCGGGGGCACAAGAGGUGGCUAUAUUCGGUGCUGCAUCUGAGCUCUUCAGCAAAAAGAACAUCAAUUGUUCCGUGGAGGAGAGUCUCCAGCGCUUUGAAGAAGUCACCAAGGCAGCCAAGGCACAAGGUGUACUUGUUAGAGGGUAUGUUUCGUGUGUUUUGGGAUGCCCAUACGAAGGGAAAGUGUCACCUGAGAAAGUUGCCCAUGUAGCAAAGCGCUUAUAUGCCAUGGGGUGCUAUGAGAUCUCCCUUGGCGACACCACUGGGGUUGGCACUCCAGGUGGCAUGAGCGAGAUGCUGGAGGCAGUGAAGCAGGAGGUGCCUGUGGAUGCCCUGGCUGUGCACUGCCAUGACACGUAUGGCCAGGCCCUGGCCAACAUCCUGGUAGCACUACAGAUGGGAAUAAGUGUGGUGGACUCCUCUAUAGCUGGACUUGGAGGCUGUCCAUAUGCCAAAGGGGCUUCUGGGAACGUGGCCACUGAAGAUGUUGUUUACAUGCUGCAUGGACUUGGAAUUCAAACUGGAGUGGAUCUUCAUAAGCUGAUGGAUGCUGGUGCAUUCAUCUGUCAGUUCCUGAACAGACGGACCAGCUCAAAAGUGUCUCAGGCUGCCUGUAAACUCUGAGCCCCAUUCAUCUGGAGCCUGGUUGGCUUGGGGUCACAGGUCUUUAAUCAAACAUGGGCCCCUCGGAUGUCAAUGUGACUUUUGCCUGACUAGAGCCAUGUUCUCCCUCCCUGUCCACCUAUGUCAAUGUGACUAGAGCCAUGUUCUCCCUCCCUGUCCACCUAUUGCGAUCCAUUAAAUGGCUACUUCUUGUUUGAUGUGGAGUAUCCGGACAUGGUACAAACAGCAUAGUGAAUGUUUAUCACACAUGGUGAAACUCAUCACAGGAAUCCUGUGUGUAACCGCCUGUUGAUGUUUCAGGCCAGUGGAAUUACAAAUCUAAACAGGGUUAUGGAAACAUGGCUCCCAGAGUGCCUUGUGUCAUGCACACAUUUUGUGCCUUUUAACUCCCCCACCUACUAUGGAAAACAGCAAAUAUGGUCCAUCAUGUUGGAACGGUUUGGUUUAUAGGCAGUAAAUAAGCACUAAAAUUGUAAAUGUAGUGGCUCUAUGUGUCUUAGUAUGAUUGGAGUGUGUUCACAGCUAAGAGACUAAUGAGAAUUGUCUUUGUAAAACUUUGUACAAUUGCAAGAAAAGUGUGGAAAGGGAAGUGCUUGUAGACCAAAUUGGAAGUGAGUCGAGCAAAUGGAUGUUUUCCUCAAAAGGGGGAGAUUUUUAUGGCCAGUACAUGUCAUAUUGAACCACAAAGAAAACCUUGCAGAUGUCACUAGGUUACCAGAAUUAUGAACAGAUUGAUUAUAUAUGGAUGGCAUUCCUGUGCAGCUAUAUCAAAUAAAAUAUGAUUACACUGUUUCUGCUUGUACUGAAAUGCCCCCGUGAAAUUUUUGCUUUAAACUUUACUUACAAGGGAACCAAGAAAAUCAUGAACCAUUUCAUGUGCAUGCGUCUUUUUAAGGAAAUGUCUUUGACAGUGAUUCAUGUAAGAUGAUGGAAAAUGCUAAUGUUACUGAGUAAUCGUUCCAUGAAAAAACUAAAACAUUUUAGCAUCAUGCUUUUUUUAAUUAUUUAACCAUAUAGGGUUUUUGUGUGUUCAGAAAAUGAAAAAUGAUAUAAAUGCAUUUUAUUUACAUACAGCUGUUGUGACCGUUAAAAGAUUGGGACAUGGUACUUGCCGUUUAAUUUAUGCAGAAUCAAGAGGAUUAUUUUCUUGUUAAUAAAGUUUUAUGCACAAUACCCAUCUUCAGCCUUUUUCAUCAAUAAAAAUAUCAUUUUUAUUGUUA